Brassica oleracea var. oleracea is the source of this 604-nucleotide messenger RNA. RefSeq lists its product as uncharacterized. The transcript has 4 exons. NCBI's taxonomy places the organism in Eukaryota, Viridiplantae, Streptophyta, Magnoliopsida, Brassicales, Brassicaceae. The coding region runs from base 93 to 404 and encodes 103 amino acids. The record is from RefSeq and is a predicted model, not a curated record. Gene Ontology annotation, molecular function: protein binding.
ACACUCCGUCUCUUUUAGCGGGUUCGUGACCGACAAUAUUCUUAAACCUAAAAGUCAAACAAGCCACCAAUAAAAGAAGCCAGUUUCUUGCCAUGGUAUUACAUACAUCUUUUUACUUGGCAAUGUAUAUUCGUGUGAAGCGCACGAAAGCCACUUACUUUAUCCAAUGCGAUCCGACCGAGACUGUUUUGGAUGUGAAGCAGAAACUGUUCACCCUCAUUGAGCAACCAGUUAGUAACCAGCGUCUGGUCUUAUUGUCUACUGAAGAAGUAUUAGAGGAUUCGAAAUCUCUAGCUGAGCAGAAGGUUGAGAACGAUGCAGUCGUGGCUCUGACUUUGAGAAAAGAUGAUAACGAGUUCGAGGAUGUCGACAUUCCCCGGCCUGCCGACUUCUCAAUCUCAUGAAGAAUGUAAACUCAGGAGAACAUUUGCAUCAACAGGAGAAGAGUAUAUUAUUAAAAACGCAAGGAGGAGUUUAUAAACGCUUUAAGUUGUUUCAUUUUAUCUCUGCGUUGUGUCAACAAAUGCCUCUUUAGUUUGUUACAGACAGUUGGUUGUAAUUAAAGAUACUGAGAUGUGGAACUGCAACUUGCAAGAUUACUAGU